Messenger RNA from Effrenium voratum, 1948 nucleotides. Lineage: Eukaryota; Dinophyceae; Suessiales; Symbiodiniaceae. The record is from the annotation of a GenBank genome assembly.
GCUCAGCAUCUCAAGCUUCCGCACGCGUUUCACCCCGUACCAGAGCAAUGGAGGCAGACAAAGACAAUCCAAUUGUGAUGAAGCCAUCACAUUCGUCGGUGAAGGAGUCUGUCAGGCGCUUGCAGACAGACCACAGUUUGAGCUUCGAGGAGGUGGAUCAUUUGCAGACGACCUUGGCUGCCAUCAGCAAGAGUCGCCGGUAUACCCACUACAAGAGGAAACCGUGGAUGGACGAGGACGGAAACUUGGUUUGGAGCCCGUCCCGCAUCAUGGUGGCAAAAGUUGUCUUCUCGCAAACCUUCGAGACAUGCAUGGGCCUGAUCAUUUGUUUCAACCUGGGCAUCAUCGUGUAUGAGGCAGACAUGGAUGCUACGUGCCAUCCAGCGUACACCGCCAACUAUAGCGAGUGCCCCCAGCGGGCAGAUGCGAUACCCUUUGUGGGUGAGAUCAACAUCAUGUUGCUCGUCAUUUACAGCAUCGAGUGUGCGAUCAGAUUCUUUGUGGAGCGUGGCGACUUUCUGUGCAACGCCUGGAACUUGGUGGACCUUCUCACGGUGGUCUUAGGCUGGUCCAGCAUGGCCCUCAGCAUGCUGAACUUCAGCCUGCUCCGCUUGGCUCGCCUGGUGCGAGUCCUGCGCGCCGCGCGGGUUUUCAUCUCGGUGCCCGAGUUCUACUUGCUUGUCUCCGGGUUGUACUCAUCCAUGAAGGCAAUCCUUUUCGGCUCCCUGAUUUUAGUGUCUGUCAUUGGCUUCUGGGCCGUCAUUGCGGUGGAAAUGCUGCAUCCAAUCGUGGCCAGCAUUCAGUUCACCAGCUGCGAGCGAUGUCAUGGAGGUUUCCGCUCCGUGCUUGCUGCCAGCGUCACGCUCUUCCAGCAGAUUGUGGCCGGCGACUCCUGGGGGGAGAUCUCCGUGCCGCUGAUCGAGACGGCCCCCGAGACCACGCCCAUCCUGUUUGCCAUCAUGGUCACGGUGUCGCUGGGAGUGAUGAACUUGAUCCUGGCCGUUAUCGUGGAGAGAGCCACCGAAGCGCGGGAAAACGAUCACGACCGCAAGCUCAAGAAGAAGGAGGUGGAGAGGAGCAAGAACAUGACCGACUUUGCAGUGCUGUGCCACGAUAUGGACAAAGAUGGCAGCGGCUCCCUCUCGUUGGAUGAGAUGCUCAAGGGCUAUGAUGAAAACGAAUCCUUCUCCAAGCUCAUGGGAGUGAUGGACAUCCACCGUGAUGACAUGCAGACCAUCUUCCGGGUCCUGGACACGGAUUGGAGUGGGGAGGUCUCGUACCUGGAGUUUUGCCAGCACUUGGCCGGGUUCUUUGAGCGAGACCCGACCAUCUUGCAGAGCCUCCUGAAGUAUUCCAUCCUGGAAGUGAGGAAGAUGAUUAGUGUAGACGUCCAGGGCACGCUGCGCGAGCACACCAAAAUGCUUCGAGAGCAGCAGCGACUCUUAGAGCGCCUGACGGCCUCCUCUUCGCCUUUGCCGGUGAAGAAGCCGCCCAAAGUGGAAGUGAGCUUCGGCCCGGAGUCGGAGUACCUGCCUCCGCUCCAGGGCCUCGCGGGGCUGCAGACGGAGCUGCAGCCGCUGCUGGGCCGCGCGGAGCGGCUGCUGGAGGAAGCCAUGCGCGCCAGCAGGGCCUGGAGUGCCGAUGGUGGUGAAGGCCAAGAACCUGUUAUGCCUCCAUCGCCCGCUGGCAAGCCGAACGAGAAGUACACUGAAGCUUCACUAGCGGAGCAGUUGGACCGGCAAUUCGCGGAGUUGUGCAGCAGCUUCCAGGACCGUUUCCAUGAGGCGGAGAGUCUUCAGGGGCGGUGCAAAGAAAUGCUGGAGCACCUCACGGACUUGAGACGAGAUGCUCUCAGUGGCCACGCCUCUUACAUCUUGUCUGUACAAGUUUAACAGGAGAUCCUCAAGGGAAACCUCCCGAAUCUCCACGCCCCUUCAGGAACGCGUUG